Trifolium pratense (red clover) is the source of this 1742-nucleotide messenger RNA. Its product is annotated as cytochrome P450 714C2-like. The coding region runs from base 97 to 1653 and encodes 518 amino acids. The record is from RefSeq and is a predicted model, not a curated record. The transcript is spliced from 5 exons. Gene Ontology annotation, molecular function: heme binding; monooxygenase activity; oxidoreductase activity, acting on paired donors, with incorporation or reduction of molecular oxygen. Lineage: Eukaryota; Viridiplantae; Streptophyta; Magnoliopsida; Fabales; Fabaceae.
AGUAAAGUUGGAGCUUGAAACGUUUUCAGUUUUCUGAUACAAAUCAAAGAAGAAAGUAAAGCAACAAUAGGGAGUUGAAGAAGCAAGUGGUGGAAAAUGAGCAUAGUUGUUGAAGUUGUGGUGGCUCUAGGAGCAGUUUUGUUUGGAUUGAUCCAUUUUUUGCAUGUUUUGGUUUUGAAACCAAGAUCACUAAGAUCAAAACUUCAUAAGCAGGGUAUUCACGGUCCUUCUCCUCACUUCUACUUUGGUAAUAUCCAAGAAAUCAAGACCCUUUUACUCCAACAACAAGAAUCACAAGCCAAGCAAAAAGAUGUCUGUGUUUCUAUAUCUCAUAACUGGACUUCAACUUUGUUCCCUCAUAUUCAUAAGUGGACAAAUCAAUAUGGUCCAAUAUACUUAUUUUCUUCUGGGAGUAUACAAUGGUUAAUGGUGGCAGAUAUGGAGAUGGUGAAGGAAAUCCUCCUAAACACCUCAUUGGAUCUAGGAAAGCCUUCUUAUCUUUCCAAAGAUAUGGGACCACUCCUAGGCCAAGGUAUAUUAUCCUCAAGUGGACCUAUUUGGGCUCAUCAGAGGAAGAUAAUCGCGCCUGAAUUGUACCUAGACAAGGUGAAGGCAAUGGUUGAUCAGAUAGUUGAUUCCACAAAUAUAAUGCUAAGAUCAUGGGAGAGUAUAAUAGAAAGAGAUGGAAUAAUUUCAGAGAUUAAAAUCGAUGAAGAUCUGCGAAGCUUGUCAGCUGACAUAAUUUCUAGAGCUUGUUUUGGGAGCAAUUAUGUUCAAGGAAAAGAAAUAUUCACAAAGCUUAGAGAUCUUCAAAAGGUCCUCUCCAAGAUAUAUGCUGGAAUUCCGGGAUUUAGAUACUUGCCAAACAAAAACAAUAGACAGAUAUGGAGAUUAGAGAAAGAGAUUAACUCAAAUAUAUCAAAGCUUGUAAAACAACGCCAAGAAGAAGGUCGUGAGCAAGAUCUCUUGCAAAUGAUACUCGACGGUGCAAACAAUUGUGAGGGAAGUGAUGGCCUCUUACCAAAUUCAGUUGCACGAGACAGGUUCAUUAUAGAUAACUGCAAAAAUAUAUUUUUUGCUGGACAUGAAACUACUGCAAUUACAGCAUCUUGGUGCUUAAUGUUGUUAGCUACAUACCAAGAUUGGCAAGAUCGUGCUCGUGCAGAGGUGCUUGAAGUUUGCAGAAAUGGUAUUCCAGAUGCAAGUAUGCUUAGAAGCAUGAAAACGUUAACCAUGGUGAUUCAAGAGACUUUGAGGCUUUAUCCACCAUCAGCAUUUGUUGUCAGAACAGCUUUACAAAAUAUAAACAUGAAAGGUAUCGAAGUUCCAAAAGGAAUGAAUAUUCAGAUUCCAAUCUCAAUAUUGCAGCAUGACAUUGAUCUUUGGGGCGCCGAUGCCCACAAGUUCAAUCCAGAAAGAUUUGCGAAUGGCGUGCUUGGAGCCUGCAAGAUUCCACAAGCUUAUAUGCCAUUUGGAAUAGGUGCCCGGGUCUGUGCCGGACAGCAUUUAGCCCUGGUAGAAUUGAAGGUUAUUUUGUCUCUCAUUCUGUCAAAGUUUUGUUUCUCUCUUUCAUCAAGUUACUGCCAUUCAGCGGCCUUUCGUUUGGUUAUAGUACCUGGUCAUGGAGUUGUUCUUAAAAUGACAAGAAUUUGAGUAACAAUUAAUGUGACUAAAAUUCUUCUCCCCUUGUUCUUUGAGGUUCCUUUUCUAUAGUAAUAAUACAAACAGUUUUCUUUCAAAUG